Boleophthalmus pectinirostris (great blue-spotted mudskipper) is the source of this 4494-nucleotide messenger RNA. It is a transcript of the gene cntln, whose product is annotated as centlein, centrosomal protein. The record is from RefSeq and is a predicted model, not a curated record. Bases 253 to 4125 code for a protein of 1290 amino acids. Lineage: Eukaryota; Metazoa; Chordata; Actinopteri; Gobiiformes; Gobiidae. Gene Ontology annotation, biological process: protein localization to organelle; centriole-centriole cohesion. Gene Ontology annotation, cellular component: centrosome; centriole. The transcript has 27 exons.
UAUUGUUGACAACUGUGUUUUGCACUACGAAACCUGCGCCAUCCUUAGCAACAGAGACACACGAUCGCUAUAUUUGCGAUUUAUUAACUUUUGGAGACGCGUGGGCACGAUUAAAAUGCUUUAGUGAAGGCUGUCAGUGCAAAAAUGUGACACUUGUACACGUUUACGACGCGUAGCUAAACUUCGCUAGCAUCUUUUUCACAUUUAUUAUUAUAAAGUUUUACAUCGUGGAGUUUUCUUCAGGCAGAGACCAUGGAGAGUCCCACUAUAAUCACAGAUGACAGUGACUCACGGAUCCUUGCGCUGGAGGAGCAAGUGAAGAUGUUAUCAGAUGAGCUUACGCAGUGCCAGGCGGACAAGGAGUUUGUGUGGUCCCUAUGGAAACGUCUACAAGUGGCCAAUCCGGACUUGACCCAGGCUGUCAGUUUGGUGGUGGAGCGAGAAAAGCACAAAGCUGAGAUGAAGGACAGGAAGGUGCUGGAAAUUUUGCAGUCCAAGGACUUCAGAAUCCAAGAGCUGGAGCAGAAGGUAGCAGUGCAGCAACAGGAGCUGAGCAGCUCGGUGCAUAGGGGCCUGACAGAGGAGGAGAGCGCCGUAAUGAAGAACCAAGUCACAGCUCUGCAAGAACAACUGGAGGCCCGCAGCCUGGAGCUCACAGAAAUGAAGAGUGAGUGUAAAAGGCAGAGGGAGGAGGAUCAGCGGGUGGUGCAGGCUCUGGAGGAGAAGAAAGAGGGAUUAGAAGCCCGCUGUGCUGCCCUGCGAUCUGACCUGGAGGAGAGAGAGAGGCAGAUCUGUGCCCAGAGGGAGCAGAGGGACACUGCCCAGGAGAGAGUCAAGGAGCUGGAGGCGGAGCUGCACAGGACCUGGCAGGAGCUCUCCACCGUGCAGAGCCACAGCGGCGGUUUGGCAGCGCAGCUUUCUGCCAAAGACCGAGAACUGAUGACAAAAGAGGAGCAACUCUCACAACUCCGGAAAGAGUGUGCAGAGGUGCAGGCCCUGUACAGACAGAGUGCGGAGCAUGCAGCAGAUCAGAGCCUCCUGAUCCGACAGUUGGAGGGCCUCAACCUGGACACGCAGCGAGUCAUGAGGAACCAGGAGGAGGCACACAACGCAGACGCUACUUCUUAUCAAAAGUUGUACACGGAGCUGAGCCAGAGCUACCAGGCCCUCGUCUCCAGCGAGGCCCAGCUUCGACAGAGCCUCCAGGAGCUCCGCGACCAGCUCGCUCAGAAAGACCAGCAGCUCCACCAACUGCAGUCCCAGAUCCUGCAACAACUACAACAAACGCAGACACCACCACCGCAACUGCCCUCGCAAAAAACCCCUCUCACCGGCCCAUCUCCCAACAGACAAACCAACUUUAAGGCAGCUCUGUCUGAGUCGGCUCUGAGACGGAGCUCCAGCUCGGAGCAGGUGUCUGCUCACGAGUUUGACCCAGGAGCAGAGGAAAGGACCCUCAGACACCAGUCCAGCAGAUCUGUCACAAGACACAAGCGUUCCCGCUCACUGUCCCCAGGAGGCAGCGUGGAGCUGAGAGGAGCCAGAAGAGAAGAUCCAGAGGAGAGGAUCCAGGCUCUGGAGGAGCUGCUGCAGCUAAAGACUGAAGAGAAUGAGGAGUUGAGGAAGGCCCACGAGAACCGCCGUGAACGUCUGCGCCUCAUUCAGAGCAACUACAGGACGAUAAGAGACCAGCUGAAAGACCUGGAGAAGGCCAGUGGCAUUGGCAGAAAGAUCCAGCGUGCAGAGCCGUGGCAGCUGAGACAGGAGGACAGCGAUGCGGUGUGGAAUGAACUGGCUUAUCUGAAAAACCUCACCAGGAAACUCUCUCUGGAGAAGGCAGGUGUGGAAGAGGAGCUGGACAUGUUGAGAGUGCAGGCAGCCAUGGACCGGGCCACGGUGAAGGAAGUCCAACUGCGUCUGGUUAGUGAACAUAAAGAAUUGCUUCACAAAGUGGUGAAGGAGCGCCAGGUCAAGAGCAGUACUCCGAAAAAGCCUUCUGUGUCUCUGGAGCGUUUGGAAGAGUCAUUUAAAAAGAUUGAGCUGCUGGAACAGAGGAUGGAGUCCCUGGAGGAGGAAACGGAGCGACUGAGAGAGGAGAAGGACCACUUACAGGAGGCCAAUGAGGAGCUGGCUCAUAAGUGCUCCAGACUGCAGGCCUCUCUGGACCAGCGUCAGGCCCAGGACGGCGCUCGGUCCGAGGCGGCGCAGGCUCAGGCUCUGCUGCAGGCGGAGAGGCACCGGUCCGAGAUCCUGGCUGUCGAAACCCGUCUGGCCUCGUCCCAGAAAGAGGCCGCUCGGCUCCAUCACAGACUGCUGAAGCUGAGGCAGGAGCUGGGGAUCCUCCGAGCGGCCAGGGAUUUUUAUAGGAACCGCGCAACAAUGCCAACGCGGGCCACCGGGAGCGCUAACAACAUUAACAGCAAGGUCAAAUUCAAAACAAGUCGGCUCCGAGGUCCUACCCACCUGCACAGCCACCCAAGAGCCGGCCCCAAUCAAGCCAUCAGCUGGUUGCGCCGAAGCCCCAGCCCCUCUAAGGAUGAGUGGGAGGACAUGAGCGCAGAUAGUGACAGUGGAGACGAGUACACGGACAGCCUCAACAGUGUGACAAGGGGUGAGUUUAGAAGGAGACGUGCGCACAGAAAGUCUUACAGGCCCGCACAGAUUUCAAAGACUAAAGAGCCGCCUGUAAACUCCUCCAGAAACCCACUUCUAAACCAAGAUGAUGAACAGUGCGAGUCCUGGGAUCGGGGAGGAGAGAACAGGAGGUGGAGGAGACAGAAGAAAAAGACACAGGCCUGCCCCUCCUCUUCUUCUUCUUCUUCUUCUUCUCUGCGGCAGCGCGUUGAGUCCCUCCAGCGUCACCACGGCAGGAUGAGAAAAGCCAGAGACGAAGCGCUGGUGUCGGCCCGAGAGCUGCGCGCCGCCAAAGAGAAGAUAACAGAGCAAGUCAACUCCCUCACUGACAGGCUGAGCAGCAGCAGGCAGAUCAUACAGAAGCUGACCUCUGACCUGGCCGGAGUGGAGCAGCAGAAGAAAGUUCUGGAGAUGGAGCUGGCGCAGUGGAGGCAGGUAUCUCUCCCCCCAAAACCUGCACCCGCCGCACCCGUCCUCCCCGCGUGCUUCUGCCAGGGCCGUCCGUGCCCACCUGACCCUGCCCUGCCCGCUCUGGAGGCUGAGGUCAAACUACUUCAAGUCAAGCUCAAGAGCUCGGGUUCAGAGGUCACGAAGCAGGUGGCAGCUAACAAAGCCCUGCGAGGCCAGCUCCAGGAGAAGGAAGACAAGCUCCGCCAACUACAGGACAAAGCGGCUCACGUGGAAAGAGACGUAAACAUGAAAAGACAGCUCGUGGAGGACCUGAAAACGCGACUGAAGUUUUUGCAGGACAUGGAGGGCAGCUACCGCGGGCAGGUGGAAGAGCUGGAGAAGAAGGUGAAGACGUUAACAGAGGAGGCCACCAAUCGAAAGGCUUUUAUCGAGUCCCUGAAGAGACGACUGAACGUGGCCACGACGGAGAAGAGCCAGUACGAGGCCUCCUGCGCGAAACUCAAGGAAGAGUUGGAGAAAAAGGAGCAGCGCGUCUGUGCCCUCCAGGCCAGAGUGGGAGCUGGCGAGCAGGCUCUGUCCGCCCUGCAGAAGACCGCCACAGAGCAAAUGGAGGGGUUGACCCAGCAGAGCUCCCAGGCCCUCGACCGGCUCCAGAGACAGUUAGCCCAGGCCCUCGCCCAGCUCGAGCAGCUCCACGCCUUCAUCAAGGCUCUGGCCAGCGAGAUACUUUUAGACGUCGGUGAGGUCAAGCAGCAGCUGAUGAAGAAGAAGAGGAGGAGGCAGAGGCAGAGCAGCGCUAUGGCAACCAGGAGCAUGAUCAAAGCCAAGACCAUCGCGGCCUCCAUCCUCAAUAUGUCCGAGAACGAUCUGGCGGACAUUAUGGACAGUGAUCAGGAGGCAGCGGCUUGUCCAGUGUGUCCAGGAGAUCAACAGUGGAUGGAUCACUUAAAUCACAUUCUUCAACAAAAGAUCCCCUCUGCCGCUCUGCUAAUGGAGGCCGUGCGCGUGAAGAUGAAGGAGAGGAAAGUGCUGACAGAAGAGCUGGCCGCGCUCGCCGCACCAGUCAGCGAAAACUCCUGACUCCCCGGACUGAAGCUGGGAAAACUGUCAUCUGCCCUCCCAACCACCCCACUGCCUCCUCCUGCCUCUUCCUCUCUCACCCCUCCUUCCCCUCUCUCUCAUCCACCUCUCCCUCUCUCUCACCCCUCCUCCUCUCCUUUCUCCAUCUCUCUCACCCCUCCUUCCCCUUCUCUUCAUCCACCUCUCCUUCUCUCUCACCCCUCCUCCUCUCCUUUCUCUUUCUCUAUCACCCCUCUUUUCCCUCCCUCUCCCUCUGUCUCACUCCUCCUUCCCCCUCCUCCUCUGUUCUCUCCAUUUCUCUCACCCCUCCUUCCCCUCUCUCUCCUCUCUCACCCCUCCUCCUCUCCUUUCUCUUCCUUUCUCACCCCU